Messenger RNA from Prosopis cineraria, 2060 nucleotides. RefSeq names its product floral homeotic protein APETALA 2-like. The record is from RefSeq and is a predicted model, not a curated record. Lineage: Eukaryota; Viridiplantae; Streptophyta; Magnoliopsida; Fabales; Fabaceae. Gene Ontology annotation, molecular function: DNA-binding transcription factor activity; DNA binding. Gene Ontology annotation, biological process: regulation of DNA-templated transcription. Bases 410 to 1897 code for a protein of 495 amino acids. The transcript is spliced from 10 exons.
AGAGAGAGAGAGGACUGAAUUAUUACGAUGAUGAGUCAUUGAAAAAGAAAAGAGAGGUCAAGUGGUUAAACAAGGAAAGGAGAGGGUGGCUUGUGUUAAGAAGCCAAGUUGUGAUGCUUUCGGUUAAGCUUGCUCGAACUGGCCUCGUCUAUGCUGUAUUCGGCAGUUAUAGGAAAUACAAUACAAAGAUCUUUCAAACUCUUCCUUCUUUCACCCCCUGUUCGCCUCUCUCUAUCUCUCUCUCUCUCUCUAAUCUCCUUCUCUGGAUUCUAAAUUCUCAGCUUCGGGGACAACAAGCCUGGGCAAAAGCAAGGGGGUCGAGAUAAUUUCUUUCGCCGACGAGAAAGUUUUGGUCUUUUGAUGCGAGUGAGGACAUCGGAAAUCUGGGUUCGGUCACCUUGUUAGAUAAAUGAGUGGCGAAAUAAUGUGGGAUCUUAACGACUCGCCCGAUCAGAUAAACGGCGACGAAUCAGAAGGCUGUUCUUCCUUGAAUGAUGAUAAAGGAAAGCGGGUCGACGGAUCUGUGUCCAAUUCAAGUUCCUCCGCAGUGGUAAUGGAGGAAGGAUCCGCCGAAGAAGACGGCGAGGGAAGCCGAAGGAUAUCGGACGGAAAGGAGAGCGAGAAGAAGAAGAAGCGAAGCAGUAAGAUAUUCGGGUUUUGCGUGACCCAUGAAGACUCAUCCAUGGAUAGUGCUGAAGCUGAACCACCCGUAACCAGGCAGUUCAUGCCGGUGGAGGAGGCUGACGACGUCGCCGGUGGCUCCUCCAGCCGAGCCUUUCCUCGGUCUCACUGGAUAGGCCUAAAAUUCAGCCAAUCAGAAGCAAGUGGCGGUGGUGGGAAAUCAGUGGAAGUAGUGUCGCCGUCGUCGUCGCAGCCUAUGAUUAAGAAAAGCCGGCGAGGCCCACGGUCAAGAAGCUCACAGUAUAGAGGAGUGACCUUUUACAGAAGAACAGGUCGAUGGGAAUCUCACAUAUGGGAUUGUGGAAAACAAGUCUAUCUGGGUGGAUUUGACACAGCACAUGCAGCGGCUCGUGCAUAUGAUAGAGCGGCCAUCAAGUUCCGGGGAGUGGAAGCAGACAUAAACUUCAACAUAGAAGACUAUGAAGAAGACUUGAAACAGAUGGGGAAUCUGACGAAGGAAGAGUUCGUGCACGUACUUCGCCGACAAAGCACUGGGUUUCCGAGGGGAAGCUCCAAAUAUAGAGGUGUAACUUUACACAAGUGUGGAAGAUGGGAGGCUCGACUGGGCCAAUUUCUAGGCAAAAAGUAUGUUUAUCUCGGUCUGUUUGACACCGAGGUUGAAGCUGCUAGGGCUUAUGAUAAAGCAGCAAUAAAGUGCAACGGCAAAGACGCCGUCACCAAUUUUGAUCCCAGCAUCUAUGAGAAUGAGCUUAAUUCUGAAUCCUCAGGUAACGCUGAUCACAAUCUGGAUUUAAGUCUGGGCAAUUCGAGGUCAAAUCACAAUUCUAGGCAAGCAUCGGUCAAUCUGUUGCCAGAACAACCUAGUAGAAGUAACAUGGAGUCUCAUCGAAGAAAUGUGCACGGCGAGAGUGAAACGCUGCGUCUUCUGAGUCAGACUCACCUUCAAUCUCCAGCCACUGAUGAAACUCAGAGAUAUGGACCCUACAAGAGUCCUGGACAACCUCAAAUUCUUAACCAUUUCCCGCAUUUUCACCACCCAAAUUAUCGUAUUCCUAGCAGCGGUCAUGGAAACGCAGGUCGUUUGGGAAGUGAUCUUUCAUUGUCAAUGAAUAAUCAAGAACGAUGGCAAUCUGGACAUUCUCAGUAUUUCUCUUCUGCUGCAGCAUCAUCAGGAUUCCCACAGCAGAUCACAACCUCAUCACAAGCUUGGCUGCAGAAAAAUGGGUUCCACACUUCUCUCAUGAGACCCUCCUGACCUGACCCUCCUCUUCAAUUUCCUGUCUCAACAUUUAUAUUCCAAUAAUUUACCCCCGGAUAAUUCUACAGGGAGCAGUCUUACCAUCAGAUCUAUUUUUUUUUAUAUAAAAAAUUAUCAAUAAAAAAUGUGAAAAUAAAUCUAGUGAUUAAAAUACAGUUAA